AUGCCUUCGCCGGCCGAAAUCACCGCUCCCUUCAUCGAAGACGAAGACUUGUCGGCCUAUAUCAACGAGUAUGCGUACGAUGAUGAAGGAAAUCCAAUCAGCAGUUCCACUUGCGGCUGGAAAAUGACUGCGCGUGGCGCAAAAGCACGAGAACAGGCAUACCUGGAAAUCCUGAGGGAGUCGCCCCCCAUGGAACAACUUCCUGCUGAAUACGAUGCAGAGCUCAGGCCGGAUACAGAUGCUGUCCUUGCCUUUGGUCUCGGUAUCAGUUUCGAUCAGCUGUUGCGAUAUGUCCACAAGAGGAACAUCCGUACUCCUUGGAAGCCCUACCGUCGAAUCACUCAACCUCUCGUUGCUUUUAACGAGAUCUCCAAGAGGCUCAAGAAAGCGAUCCCCGGCUUACAGUUGUUCUACCGCCGACCUGCCUCUGUCGAAUAUGACAGGGUUCUGGCUCUGUACUCGAACCAUUCAAUGGGGAGACUUCAAUAUGAGGAAGAAGAUGAACAGCGUGUAAUCGAGUAUAUCAAGAAGGAGCUAGAGAUUGACUCUCCGCCAUUGUGGUUCUGGGACAUGGACGAGGAGGACACAUUCUGA
Messenger RNA from Heterobasidion irregulare TC 32-1, 594 nucleotides. RefSeq lists its product as uncharacterized. The record is from RefSeq and is a predicted model, not a curated record. Lineage: Eukaryota; Fungi; Basidiomycota; Agaricomycetes; Russulales; Bondarzewiaceae. The transcript is spliced from 2 exons. Bases 1 to 594 code for a protein of 197 amino acids.